AUGAUGUCUGAUGAUACAAUUUUCCGCUCUGUUCCCCAACAAGCCCAGUUGAUCGACAUCAAGAUCAAAGGUCUCGGCGUUGUCUUCGGUAAACCUGUGGUUAGUGCUGUUGCUCCUACGAACGAUUGGGUUAACUAUCCUAAGUCCUCGACAAUAACAACAGCUGGUUCCGAAGACGUCGAACAGUGGCCCGGACUCAAUGCCACUACUGAUAUGCUCCAAUAUGAUGACCUUGCUAGGACCUUGGAUUAUGCUGUCCCCGAUUUUCACGACGAGAAGGUCCCCCUUGCAAUCUUUGAUGUGUCUAAGCCUGAGACUCGAGGAUAUCGUGCUCUCUGUGAAGAGUAA
Perkinsus marinus ATCC 50983 is the source of this 348-nucleotide messenger RNA. RefSeq lists its product as hypothetical. The transcript has a single exon. NCBI's taxonomy places the organism in Eukaryota, Perkinsozoa, Perkinsida, Perkinsidae. The record is from RefSeq and is a predicted model, not a curated record. The coding region runs from base 1 to 348 and encodes 115 amino acids.